UUAUGCGAGUAUCCGGCACCUGCAUUGGCCAAGAGGCUCCAUUUUUAGCCAAUCCACGACGACAUGACCGACGACAGCAACGACAGCUCGCCGCUCGCACCCGUGUCGGACGACGAGCCCUUGAUCGACGCCGCCAUCGUGGACAGCCUCCUCGACGAGCCGUGUCCGAGGCGCGUGCGGAAGCGGCAGAAGGACGAGCUGGUCUAUUUGCGCAAGCAAGUGGCUGAGCUCAGCGCGCACCUGGCCGCCCUCACGAACGAUAAUGCGUCCAAGCUCCAGCACUGCAGCACGCGCUGGGAGCGCGUCGCACAAAACCAAAGAUGGCGGUCCAGCAAGCGACGAUGGAGAACGCGCGGCUCAAGCGGUCACUCGAAGACCAGCUGCAUUUGGCGACAGCGCUCGACAAGCUGCUCGUCAAGCGCCCACGCCUCGCGGUCAUGUCGGUUGCCGACACGGCCGACUGGAAGCUCCGGCGCCUGCCGUCCGAGCCUGCUGCGCGCACUGCCGCCUUGGACGCGAUUCUCGCCGACGCCUACGAGAACGUCGAGUCGCUCUUUGUGCGGUCCCGGAUUCUCGACGCUGCACCGGGGCACCGCUCGCUGACCGUCACCGAAGUCGACGACGCACUCUCGGUGGCUGUCGAGAGUGUGGCUGUCUUGCCCCACGCGUUUCUGGACGCGAGCGAAAACGUGUGGACGUUCUGGGCGCACAGCGACGGCCUCCAGCUCUCGUUUGCCCGCUACGAGCGCCUCCAAACGGUUGGGAACGACACCGUCUACUGUCGCGUCACGGCUUGCCUCGAGGAAGGCGCGCCGUGCAUCGGCAUGCUCUACGCCAUCAAGCGCUUCGUCCAGGACGAUCGGGUCGUCUUUGUCCUCAAGACAGUUCUGGAAGAUGAAGACUAUCCGUGGCCACCCGGCUUGCUCGUUGGCAACCACACGGCGAGCAUCGUCGUCGAGGCGGCCGGCGAGAACCAAUCCAUUCGCCGCAUGGUGGUCGCGGGCAAGAUCUCGACCCAACUACCGGACGAGAGCCCUCUUGUUGGCAUGCCCACCACCAUUGGCGAAGUCGUGCUCAAGAUCGUGCGACCCGUUUUUGACACGCUUGAGUUUCUGUUGAGCUAGCCAAACAAUGACGACGUGUCCCUUGGACGUCAUUUUCGUGGUGGUCGCUUUCAUAGACUUGUCCAAAACAGACACAUGUGCC
Messenger RNA from Saprolegnia parasitica CBS 223.65, 1206 nucleotides. RefSeq lists its product as hypothetical. The coding region runs from base 321 to 1124 and encodes 267 amino acids. NCBI's taxonomy places the organism in Eukaryota, Oomycota, Saprolegniomycetes, Saprolegniales, Saprolegniaceae. The transcript is spliced from 4 exons. The record is from RefSeq and is a predicted model, not a curated record.